Messenger RNA from Chelonus insularis, 2579 nucleotides. It is a transcript of the gene Capr, whose product is annotated as Caprin. The record is from RefSeq and is a predicted model, not a curated record. Gene Ontology annotation, cellular component: cytoplasm. Gene Ontology annotation, molecular function: RNA binding. The transcript has 6 exons. The coding region runs from base 45 to 2063 and encodes 672 amino acids. Lineage: Eukaryota; Metazoa; Arthropoda; Insecta; Hymenoptera; Braconidae.
UAUCCACGACUGCCAUUCCAGUUCGCGUUUGUUGCCCGUGAAGGAUGCCUUCUGCCAACCCUAAACUAGAGAAACAGGCCUCUACGGAGGCCACAGAACCAAUACGCCAAGCAAUUACCGUAAUCGAGCACAAGAUACGAAACUUGGAGAAACGUAAGGGCAGGUUAGAGUCACUGAAGGACCUCCAAAAAAACGGUAAAGAAUUGAAUAGUGAUCAAACAGCGGCAGUUGCGAAGUAUGAUGAAGUACUGCAAACUCUGGAAUUUACUCGAGAGUUGAACAAGCAAAUUGUUGGUAUUGCUAAUGAUUCCGCGAAACAACAAAAGAAGCUGGCAAGAAAGGAAGCAUUGGAAAGGGUGCAACAUGAUAUCGCCAAAGUACGGGAAGUUCUUCUGAUUCAAGAUGUUUUAAUGAAUAUUGGUGACAAUGCAGUUCGUAACGAUUUUUUAGCUGGUGUAAAUGGUGCAACGAAGCUUUCUCGAAAAGAUUUGAAAUUCUUGGAUGAUCUUUACAAUGAAGUGAAUGCUAAACGUCAACCCGAACCUGGUGAACCAUCUUUUUCUCAGCAGCUCCAAAAAGCAGCUGAACAUUAUGUGGCAAUCAUUGAAGGGAAACAGCGUGAGGUUGUAGGGACAACUUACAAUAGGCUUAAAGAAAUUGUUACCUUGGUGAACGAAUGUGGUUACUUCGAUCGAGUUCAAGUGCAGGAAACUAUACCCACUCUUGAAUAUUGCCCCGGUACUUUAGAAGUAGAUGCCUCAUUUGAAGUUGUGGCGGUAGGACCACCAAUAAAAACUGUUAUUGAUUGUGCAGACCAACCAACUAAAGAAUACAAUUCCGGUGAUGUUCACAUUCCACCCCAAGAAUCAAUGAUUCCAACGCCUAAUUUUCCUGUUCAAGUAACACCCGUUCCAGUAGUCUCUGGUACAACUCCAGUUACUGGUCCUAUACCUGUCGUAGCCCCUCAAGCUAUUCCUCCACAUCCUGCAGCACCUGUUGAAGCGCCGUAUUAUACUAAUGCUGCUAAUUAUGUACCACCACCACAACAACAACAGCAGCAGCAACCACCACAACAAAAUCAACAACCUCAGCAACAAACACCACGUAUUAAUGAUGUCAUUGGCGGAACUCCUAAUUUUUUCUUUCUUCAAGAAUCUGAACUAGAUCCUCCAGAUGUAGCUGGUCAACAAGCACCUAUUGUUCAACACAUUCCACCAGCGGUUAAUGCUCCAAUUCCUACUCAAACUUUUACGAAUCAGAAUUUCACCGGUGCACCUGUACCAGUACCACAACAAGUAAUUUAUCAACAUCCACCUCAAGAGAUGCCUCACAUUCCUGGCUUCGCUAAUCCAAAUCCACCACCACCAAUACCAAUGCCUCCUUCACACCAACAACAGAAUUUGCAGUAUAGUCCUCAACAUCCUACAAACUUUCAACAACAAAAUCAAACGAUUCAAUCACAGCAAUCUCAGCAACCUGGUUUUGAUCAACAACCUCAACCGGAGACUCAACCCCAACCCACUGAGGAAAAAAAUGAACAGCACCAAAAUGAUUCAGCAGUAGCUGCACCAGAAACAGAUCAUCCAAACGAAACAGUUGAUUGGUGUCAAAUACCAGAGACUCCGAUGAAUGAAUGGUCUAAUGAUAACCAACAACAAGAUUCUGGACAUCAAGAUCAUCAACAAUCACAGCAACAAGGAUGGGGUGAACAAAGAAGCAGUUACAGAGGUCGUGGUGGACGAAGAAAUAACACAAAUGGUUACAGUGGUCGUGGAAGAGGAGGAGGAUACCAACAAAACAAUCGUGGUGGCAGUGGACAAGGUACAUAUUAUCGAAAUGACAGUAAUUAUCAAAACGGCUACCAACAACGGAACUAUAACAACGAAGGAAAUUCGAAUUAUAAUGGCAACUUUAAACGUGGUGGUGGUGGUGGACCUCGCGGCGGUUCAAGAGGUGAACGAGGUGGAGCCGAUAGAGGAGGUCGUGGAGGUCAAUUCCGUGGUCAAAGAGGAGGCAAUCGUGGUGGAUACGCAUCACGGGGAAAACCACAAACGCAACAAUAAUUCACGACCUACGGGAAUAAAUAAUCGGUUUUUUUCAUACAGUUUUAAUAUCGUCAGACUGUCUUUUCGAUGAUUCGUUUACAAGAAUUGUCAAAAAUGUUUAUUGAGUAGUGCAGGUUAGACUCAAAUAAUGAAUAAUUGAAAUUAAGUGUGUUGAAAUUACCAAUGUUCAUCAUGAUUCAUGAUUCAUGAUUCGGAUGUUGGAUAUGAUAUACUGUUUUCUGUAUAUUUUAAAAUUUAUAGCUAAAUUUAUCUCAUUUUCAUUGUCUCAACUAAAGAGAUUUUCUUUUGUUUUAUGUGUUUUUUGAUUAUUUUUUGAACGAAUCAUUGAAUUACUACGCUUAAAAAACUAAACCUGCUUCUCGUAAGUUGUGCGGAAUAUAUAAACUGGAAUUUUUUAAAAACAUAUAAUUCACUUGUCGUAUAGAUAGUAGAUAAUACAAAUAACACAUUGAAAUGAUGAAGUAUCAUUGCUAGCAAAUGAAAAACAAUUGGCUAAGCAGUGUAUUACAAUAA